Molecule: messenger RNA, 1035 nt
Organism: Alternaria rosae
Lineage: Eukaryota; Fungi; Ascomycota; Dothideomycetes; Pleosporales; Pleosporaceae
Exons: 3
Coding region: 1-687 (228 amino acids)
Source: RefSeq, a predicted model, not a curated record
AUGGAUUGCUGCAACAACAUCUGCGGCGUUGUCCUUACCAGGCGCCAUGCAGAAAACUACCUCCAGCUCACUCGAAGUUUUCACAACAAUGCUACAUACAUGCUGGGCUGCGACAACAAAUCUGGCGUAACAGGCCAAAAGCAAGACACUUGGUCGCUCCGCUUGGCCCGACAUCCAGACCCCCUGGAUGCAAAGAUCACAGACAUGAAGGCGAGAAUACAGUCGCGCCACGUGAGCCCCGUCGAAGACUGGAAGAGGAUCAAGUACGAGUCUGCACCGAUCUAUGAGAUGAGAAAUUGGUCCUCGCACGAAUUUGGGAAGCGGGGCGGUACCCUGGGGGAAGAGAACCAAAAGUUCAAGGGAUUACAAGAGGCAUACGAGAGUCUCCUCCCAACUCUCGAGGAAUUGCUGUCGAAGCUCAAAUCGGGGCUUGAGGACAAAGCCGCUUGGGCAGGAAAAUACGAUGGCGGUCCAGCUGGAAAGGCAGCAGCCCAUGAGAAGCUGGAGGCCAAGAGGAAGCAAGAGGAGAUCAACACUGCUGCUCAGUUGGCUCGAAUAAAGAAUGGCGGGGACGCAUGGGGAUGCGAGGAAUGGGUUGUGGCGGAGGAUGCUGGAGAAGAACGGGCUAGUGACCCUGAGGAACUUCCGGCUACGGUCACGUGCACCAACCCCGACGAAGGCCUGUGAAGCUCAGCAUCAGAUACCGACGACGAUUCGUUGGACUGUAAUAACGACUUCCCGCCUACAUCGACGCACCACGACUACGAAUCCGGGUACGAUUCCGGGUUUGAAGACAACGUUGACGCCACGAGUUUGACGUGCGAGUCCUGUGGGCACGCGAACACCUCCAUGCUGCAGCAUGCCGCAGCCCUAGAACCAGUAUGUAGGAAUUGAAGAUUACCAGGCUCGGCCCGUUAGCGGCACGAAACAUCCGAUGCACCUCCACUCUAUGUGAAGAAGUGAUGUGGCUUUGCGCACCCGACCACCCCUGUCUAGUCUGUUUCAAGACCAUUCAGACCGCAAAUUUCCUGAGAC